UAGUGAAACAUUACUGUCAUUUCAACAUCUAACUAUGCUUAGUCAAUUAGUGAAACAUUACUGUCAUUUCAACGUCUAACUAUGCUUAGUCAAUUAGUGAAACAUUACUGUCAUUUCAACAUCUAACUAAGCUUAGUCAAUUAGUGAAACAUUACUGUCAUUUCAACAUCUAUUUUUAUUGACAAAUGGAUGACAAGUUUAUAGAUUUUUUGUUUAGUAAGGAGUUAUAAGAAUUCAAAUGCAAAAUAUCACCAUGACUCUGCUUAAUAUGUUUGAUAAGGCAGAUUUACUGUAGGUACUUUGAUAUAAAGGGGGGCUGCGGUGGCUGAGUGAUUAAGCUCUUAGGGGUCCUGGGUUUGAAUCUCGGUGAAGACUGGGAUUUUAAAUUUCUGGAUUUUUGUGGCGCCUCUGAGUCCACUCAACUCUAAUGGGUACCUGACUUAAGUUGGUGAAAGUAAAGACAGUUGGUCAGUGUAAAGACAGUUGGUCAUUGUCCUGGAAACAUGACACCCUGCUCGUUAACCAUUGGUCAAAGAAACAGAUAACCUUAACAUCAUUUGCCCUAUAGAUUGCAAGGUCUGAAAGGGAAUCUUUGCUGUUACUUUCUUUGAUAUAAAGUGUAAAAAAUCAUUAGAUUAGAUUGGUUUAGAUAAAACUUGACUAGUUGAUUUACAGACUAGUUAGAGUUGUUUGUUGGAGUUUGUUGUUUGUUUGUUUCACAUGUUUCUGAUGUUCCUCUAGAGUUGAAGAUUAUUGCCUCUUAGCCCAAACCUACUGCUUGAUGGCGGGAGAUAGCAGUGGGCAGGGUUUGAACUGGGGAUCACGGAGAAGACAGUUCAUUGACAGCGAUGCCUCAUUUAUGCUUCUAGCUUAAAUAAAACAAGUUAUGACAAUUGUUUCUAAAAUGUUUUGCUUGUAAAAUGUUUUACAUGUUUCGGAUGUUCCUUCAGAGUUGAAGAUAGUUUACUUCCUAGUCCAAACCUCCCGCAGGACGACGGGGGAUGGGAGCGGGCAGGGUUUGAACCCUCGACCGUCGAUAAAUCCGAACGACAGUCCAGCGCACAAACCGCACGACCAGGCAGCCAUCCUGGUUUUUGGGGUAGUAUAGACUAGACCAGGGAUGGGUAGGAGUGUUUUAUGCAGCUUGCAGACAACGACAGAAAGCAUAAGUGCCCACAGAUUAUAAAUGCUUAUCAAAAAUGCAAAUAUAUGAAAAAUAAAUAAUUGCAAAUAUCUAUAAAAACUAUUGAAACUUCUGAUUUUUAUAACUUAUGAUGAAGAGGUCAUAGAAACAUUUUCUCUACAUAUCAUUCUAAAACGUUGAAAGUGAACAAAAUUAUUCUUAUUGACAAUAAUUUGAAACAUCCAGUCAAAGACACAAUCUCAGGCCAGUUUUUAUUCAAUGCUAAGAAGAACUGGGUUCAAUGUGUUUGGUUGGCUUGGAACAAGAUGGCAAGUGUAACAACUCAUGGAACCCGAGCUUUGACUGAGAUGUCAGAUGUCAUUAUGAUAUGAGAGCAGACACAUGAAAGGGAACUAUGCACAGGUCGCAUACUCUCAGAGUAGUAUGGAGGUCACUCUUCAUCAUUCCUGGAUAAUCCUGUCACAUUAGAGUAUCUUUACAUUUUAGAUAUUAUUCAAGACAAGUCAAUAUUAUGACUAGUAUGGAAAUCAAGAUUCAUCCUUCCACAGAAAGUCCCUUAACUGCUCAGACAGUUGCCAAUACACUUCUGCAUCUUCCACAGACGCCAGCCAUUCUGCCGUUUAAUUCCGUGUCUGGUCCUGGACCAGUUUGUCUCUUUCCUGUUUCCUUAUUAGGCCAACCCCCUCUACAAAGUCAGAGCGAACCAAUCCUUCUCCUCCCUGCCUCCAGCCUGCCAGUGGCACAGUCUGCGCAUGCGAAUGCUUCCAUGCUUAGUCCUAAAAUGUCCUCUGCUUUGACCUUGCCACAACAGCUCUUGUUAAACACGGCCCAGUUACCUGCAAUGAUCAAACCUCCGGCUGCCAGUUUACCUGCGAACCAGUCUCCCAUUCAGCAAGAAGCAUCUAGUCAAUCCAUAAUUGUGCUGCCAUUGGGAACAAAUGAGCCGGUGCCUAACAAAUCCUUGCCAGAAAAAAACAGUGAAAAUAAAUGUCUCCCUGCAGACUCCACGGAGUCCAGCUCCAAAGAGAAAUGGACACGGUCAGGAACAAGCAGACGAAAAAGCACCAAAAUAUCAGAAUUAUGUUCUAUGAGGGAAAAUAGUAAGAAAUUCGUCAGUUCAGCCCAAACGCCACCUUCCAUUUCUCUUACAUCGAAUGAAACAUUGGGAAAUUCAAUGAGCCAAGAUUCUUUAUGCAGCAGUGUCAAACCUAAUGAUAUUUCUCAGAUUCUCUCCAGUUUGCCUCCGGGUUGGCAGGUGGUUGGCAUGACAGGCUUGGAACAAGUUUCUGCAUUAAGGCUUGAGGAGUGUAGACCUCUGUCUCAAACUAGUCAGGUAAUGGUCUCCCCUGGGUGUAAACCAUUAACUCCAAGUUUAGUCUGUGUUAAUUUAAACAAUGUUUCCCAGCCAGUUGCUUCAGAGACUCCUGACAACUCGGCAGUGAAUGAACUGACAUGUUGUGUUAAACUGGAUGACAUUCCAUGUACCCAAGUUAUUUCGAUCAAGACCGAACCAAUCAAAGAGGAAGAAACUAAACCGGACAGUACCUCUGAUGACCAGUCCAUUAAAAGGCCAAGGGAAAAAUUCAGCGGCGUCAGAAAAUUACGAGGAAACACAAAUGAUCAAACAGAGAAGUCAAGGUACUGUGCUCAGUCUAAUGUAGCUACUAGAAAUAGUGUGAAUCCAUAUGCACUGUCAGAAAGCUUGGACUGCAGAUCCUCAACGCUCAAUGACCAAUGGACUAUAGUCGGUGUUACUUCUAUUCCCCAAACAACAGUCAAGGACGUAUCAACAUUAAGUAAUGCUAUGAGCAAUACAGCUACUGUUACUAGCUCUUCGUCUGACCACAUUGUGUCUAGCCAAAGUGUUGACCAGUCACCAGAAACAAUUAUACUCAAGAUACCCAUUUGCCCUUCAUCUACAAGUAAAGGGAAAAGAAAGACAAAAGUUGGGGCCAACAAAGCCGUCAGCUCAACAAUAACAUCUGUAUCGGCUGCUCCUGUGCCUGAUCCACCAAAGGACAAGGAGGGUUCUCAAGUUAACAAGUCUGAAGACAUGAAGUGGACCAUUGUUGGACUAACCCAGACACCGUUAUCUCAAGAUGAUACGACUGGUAACAUACAACAUGCCCUGCCUAGUGGUCAUUCGUCUGUUCUUUCCUACCCAUCAGGCUUAACGGGAGGUAAUUCCAGUCUUCUGACACCACUGCUCAAUAACGCUUCGACUAGUGCAAACACUCAUCUUUUAAAUAUCAUGUCAGCUAUCUCCACAACUAACCAAUUAAUGCUUCAGAAAAAUAUGAGCAAUCAAAACAAUCUUAUAUCUCCAGCGGAUGUUGGUUCUGUCGGCUCAGAUGAUGUCACUAAAACAAAUCAUCAAAGAGAUCAUUCAAGUGGAGCAAUCCCAGAUAAAAAUGAAUGGAAGGUUGUAGGGGUCACACCGCUGGGGCUUCCUGUAGCUUCUGUCAAUCCUUUUACACAAGUGAGCCCAUUUCAAGUGACCCCAUUUCAACCAUUGUCCUCUCUUGUCCCAGUGCCGUUACUUCUCCCCCCGUCUACCAGCCUCAUUCCAGAAGAACCAACUACGUCUGUCGGUAAAAACCUAGCUUCCGCUACCAUAUCAUCAGUUUCAAGUGCGAGCUCACCACACCCUGGGACUGCCACUACCUCUUCAGUCAUUCUUCCACCUCCAGUAUCAACUUGUCUCAAACAACUAACAGCUUCUGACUUUGAAGCUCUUCAAGCCUAUAGAUUCCAACAUGGACUCGAUCAUCUUCUACAUAACAGUUCAGAAAAUUUGUUAAGUCCCAUAAAUUUCCACAAGUCGGUGGAGCCAAACCACUGGAAUGUGGUUGGGAUGUUAGCCAAUAAUCAAGUUUCACUUCUUGAUUCUGAAAACACUUUGACAUCAAAUUUAAAUACGCAGACUCUAUCAAAAAGCUCUAGAACCACUUGUAAAGAAACAACACUCAAUGACGGGCCUUCACAAAUUUCUGCACCCUUAACCUCUCCUAAAAAUAACACUGUCCGGCAGACCUUGGCCUCAAAGUUGAAAUGUGGUGGCACUCAAUCAAAACUAUACAAAUUCAAAAAUUUUGUCAAACUGAAUGAAGAGUCAAUGACAUCUAUUUGUAAAGACCAAAUUUCUGCUACUAUACCAUCGGUUUCAAAGUCGAUGACCUCACCACACUAUGUCAAGAAAAACACAGUCUCAAGCCUGUUGCGUUUAAAACGCAUGCAAAAAAGUCGUCAUGAUGCUAGUCAUCGUCUUGAUGCUAUGAAUUAUAUGGAUGUUCAGGCUAAAGGAGAUCUGUCAAGGUCAAAAGUUAGAUCUCUCAGAUCCUAUGCAGGGAAUCGGGGUUUAUUUACUAAAGCAAAAGAAUGCAAUGACGAGACUCAUACUUUCAGUGAAGCUCAAGUUUCCACUUUCAGUUCCAAACAUGAAGUUGAAGAAUCAUUUUUAGAAGUUCAAAGUUCAGCUUCCAGCAAUCAAAUAAUGAGUCCAGAGAAACAGAGGUCUGAAGGUUCAUUUGUUAAAACCCAGCCACAUUCUGCAGCCAGGAAAAGAAAAUUAAAAGUUCCGAGAAGAAUGAUCGCAGUGGAUACAGACUAUCAUCCAUUUGAUACAUCAUCAGACAGUAAUUGAGCCAUUGUCGCAGGUACUUUACAGGCUGCAGGGUAAAAUGGAAGUUGCUUGUCAUAGUAGGUUUCUGUAUUGAUCUAUUCAGUAGUUCUAUUUAUAGAACUGUGGACUUAUGAGGAGUAGUUCUCAUUCUCCAUACAAUUUGUUCAGUUUGAACUGGAUUCAAAGAGAAUCUCAAUACUUCAUGACUUGAUAGUUGCAUUUAUUUGUUUUCAAGUUACAAUCAGAGUAGACUAAACCUCGGAUUUAUUGAUGUCAUUGUAUUUGCGAUUUAAACUUGGAUCUGUUCAAGUGGUCAAUUCUUCCUAAACAAAAAAAAAAGCUUGAUCUCUAGAACUUAGUUUGUCUAGGUGUGAAUUCGGUUAUUUUUUAAAGAAUUAGGCUCAAAUCUCCCACAGUUAAUGUGCUUGACUUAAAUGUCUCCAUAGACUGACAGUUAAACGUGGUUGACUGAAAUGUCCACAUGCAGUCAGUGUGGUUGGUUAAAACAUCCUCCACAAUCUGACAUAUUAGAAGAGAGUAAAUUUUUUUUUUAUUCAUUUUUAUACAACAUUGCCCCUAUAACAUUCUAUUGCAUAUAUACAUAUAUAUUUUUAAGGUCAAAAUUGUGAUAUUUAGAAUGUUGCGAUAUGUAUUUAAUAUUAAUUAUUCAAUGUGAUUUGUAUUCAACAUCUAUUUUAUCUCACCUAAUAUGUGUGAUAGAAUGGUCUGACUCAAAUAUUAAAUUCUUAACUUGUAUUUAUUUAGAAAUAAUAUCUUUAUGUCACUUUCUGUUACCUUAUUGUUUGCUCUUUUAGCAAUUGUCCUGUUGAUGAUUACCAGAUGUUUCUUUGGGCAUCAGUGUGUUGUUAGUUUGAUGCUUUCUUAACAUUGGUUGGUUUGGAGAGUGUAUUUUUAAAUUAUUGGGUACAUACUACCUUUUAGAUAGAUUUGAUCUCCUUACUACCAGUUCUAAAUGUGCUUGUUGUCUAGUUUAGUCCAAUGUGAAGCACAAAUCCCUGGCUUCCAGGACAUAUUAUUCCAGCCAGCACUAAUAAAUAUCUGGGAGGUAGAAUACUAAGUUGUUAAACUUAUCCAUUGAAACAUUGGAUGGGGCAAAUAUGCAGGUCGCAUCUGGGACUGCGUAGCCACGUGAAAUACUGUACUCCACAAAAAAAGAAAAUCUUUAUUAUUAUUCUAAUUCUUGAAACUUUUUUUGUAACCAAAUCUCAAGCUUUAAAUUCUAGGCCAUCCAGUUUAGUGCGCUCUCAUCCAAACAUACUUCUAGAUUUGUUCUAGUAUAAAUUUAACAAAAACAUUUUUUGGAGAUCCACAUUUUUUAAACUGCUUCUCAGUAGUACACAGCUCUUCACAAGUUUUUAAUUUAUUCACAGAGUUUAUAUUUGGAAAGAAGUUUUUUUGUUUUUUUUACUCUCCCCCACCCCAUUCCUAAAAAAAAAAUCCUAUCUCAAUAUCUUAAUAGAACCUGUGCUCUUGAUACGAUUAGUAAAAGUAUAAUAUAUUUUCACUACAUGUAAACUCUUUUUUUCAUGGAAUCUUCUUCAAAUGUCUAUAAAUAGUUGCAUCCUGGUUAAAUGCAGUUAACAUUUCAGUUUCUUGUAGCAAAUUAAAUGGAUGCAAUAAAAUGAUCAAAAUGCUUGUAUAUAAAAUAGACAUGACUGUGGAGAUGUGCUUGUAGAAUGUUGUUAGCUACUUCAUGGUUACAGAGCUGUGAAGAUGUAUUUUUAUGUGAACAUUUGUUUUACUAUGAUGGCGUUUUAUCUGUGAAAAUUAAUUUUUGCUGUCUUCUUUUCGGCCAACUUAAUGUUGUUAAACUUUACCAAUGAUUUUUUUGUAAAGCAAUAGCCAUCACACAAUGCAGCUGGAUUAUUUUGGUGUCCAUAUGAAGAAAGGAUUGCAUUGAGAGAGAUACCUCGAAUGAGGUUUAUUUAAAACAUGUAAUAAGUAAUUUGACAAGCUUCUUGGAGCUUUAUUAGUUUCUUGAAUUUUGCAAUAUAUUUAUGAAAACUUUGUUCUGAUAAUGCACAGACUUGUUUACAAAACAAUCUGAAAGAGCUUUGUCAUGCAUUGCCCUUGACAUCGUAUCCUUACUGUACUGCUUUGUUGUUUCAUAUUUAAUAGGACUGAUUAUCGGAUCUACAACAGCUUAGGGCCCGGGCGUGGAGUCGAAAGGCCCAGGAGAGAUCUGAAUGGAGGGAUGUGUUGAAGCAGGUCAGAGCCCUCCAUGGGCUGUAGCGCCACUGGGAUGGAUGCUAAUGUUUGUAAGGCCCCAUGUCCUUGCUUAAAUUCAGGUGGCCAGUCUGGAGAGAUGAGCAUUAGCAUCUUAUUUUAAUUUUUUUUUUAUAAGAAAAAAAAAUUCUGAUUAUGAGUGGCACAUCACCCACGUAACAAACUUCGAGCUUACUAUCAAACAUAUCAUUAUUUGAAAUUAUUAGAUUUCCUUUUGUUUGGACAAUUAAUAUCUAUUUUCUAAACAUCACUAGUAUGGCUAGUCAAUCAAGUACUAGUCCAAUCAUUUACCACUGACAGUUGAACACAUCAUGUCAAAUCAUGUGCAAUAUUUUUUGUGUAAAAUCCAAUUUUUGUACUUCUUAGACAGUCAAUAAAUACUAAAUGAGAA
Molecule: messenger RNA, 7404 nt
Organism: Biomphalaria glabrata
Lineage: Eukaryota; Metazoa; Mollusca; Gastropoda; Planorbidae
Exons: 2
Coding region: 1656-4787 (1043 amino acids)
Source: RefSeq, a predicted model, not a curated record